AUGGCGGUCACUGUCGCUGCGAGGCGUCUGGUCACUGUCGCUGCGAGGCGUCUGAUCGGAACCUACAACAGAGAAUGUGAAUAUGAUAUUUUAAAGGAUUCAAUGUUCGAACUUGAAAAGGUAUUUGAUGAUUUUGUUAUAAAUGAGGAAUACGAACUCAUUGUAUCUGACGAAAAAUACGCUGAACACCGUGUAGUUAAUG
Messenger RNA from Paramuricea clavata, 202 nucleotides. Lineage: Eukaryota; Metazoa; Cnidaria; Anthozoa; Malacalcyonacea; Plexauridae. The record is from the annotation of a GenBank genome assembly.